AGGUCAUUUGCUCCAGGGUCCCGCCUUCUAUUGUCCCCGUUUCUCUGGAAAACUCAAGCGCAGUAACGUGAUUUAAAACUCAAUCUGAGUUCAGGUCUGCUUACAGCGCAUGCGCAAAGAAGGUUAGAAAAAGCAUCACCAAAGCCAUCUGGAAACUGCAUAUAUUUCAACGUUUCUUUCUUCGGUAACACAACCCAAAACACAAAGGCGACCAUUUGAUGAGAAGCGGGGGGGGAAGCGUACCUCUACUCGGGCUUUGGCGAGACCCUCCAGUUUCUUCAGGUCCACAUCGUAGGCCGAGGAGACGCAGAAAAGACCGGCCAGCACCAGAACCCACAUGGUUCCUCCGCGUCCGGGACUAGCACCUGUUCGGCGGCAGAACCGAAUGAAGGUUAGAAACGGAGCGCGAUCACACCGGAGGAUGAAGGAGAGGGGAGGUGAUGUACGGCGAUGUCACGUCCGGACGAGUUGCCACGUCAAACAUCUGGUGGAGGGAGGAGGAGGAGCGGAGAGCAGCUCAAUGGUCUCCCCAGGCUUCCCCCAAAAUGAGCCUUGUUUCCUGUCACAGGAAGAUGACACUGACCGGAAACGUGGCUUUCGCAAUUCGUGUUGUUAUAAGAUCAAGGGUUUAUCAAACGUCACCGUUUUGCUGUUUCUAGACAUGUUGUAAACCGCAAUGACGACACCACAAAUAGCUAGAAUUGGACCUUGGAGUAAAUCCAACCGUCACUCUAUAAAUGUGGAUCAUGUUCCAUGAUCCAUAUACAUUUAAAGAGUGCCACGAUCAUCAAUAUUGUUUCAUAGUUAUUUGUUGCGUUAUUUUCUUCUCUUUUAUUAUUUUUUACACUCAUUUCUUUAAAUUUAUUUAUUUCAUUGAACAAAACAACAUUUAAAACAAAAUUAUUGCAAUUGUUCCAGAGCUGUUGACCUUUGUUUUGAUGUUUGCCUUUGCCUUGGCUAGUUUUGAGUCUCAUCCAAACGGCGCAGCUCCUCAGCCUCUUGCUUAUUUUUUGGGAAUCUAAAAUGCCGUAUAACCUGAGCCACACUAUCUGUAUCUGGAACACAGAGUUGUUUAUUCGCAGUACAACCAGCACCCUCUCAAAGUACUUGAUGUCAGGAUGUCUUCAUGAGAUCACUCACUGUGCCUUUAUAACUCACCGUCUCUUUGUCCUGUCUGGUCAGUGGAAGAUGUGCACUCGAAGGUUCUUAAUGACUGAUGACAGAGAGGCUGCAGUGAAUGUGGAGGCUGGUUUAUGUAGUACUUGAAGGGUCAUUCCAGCUGGUCAUGCAUGUAGUCAGUAGAGUAUUACUAUGGACCCAUCAUUGGCGGCUGACCCAGGACCCGACAGGCAGCUGCGCCACAUCCGCUCUCCAGUCCUCAGAGAUGGACCAGGAGCAAGUCAGCCAUGGUCAGAAUCAAGCUGAAGAACCAAGUGCCGUCUCUGAAAACGUCUCCACAGCAGCUCCUCCAGAACAAACCACGGAUCAAUUCACCGACCAGCCUGCCAUUCCUGCUAGACCACGACGGCCCCAGAGGACUGCCAGGAUUGAGGGCUCUGUAGAUGUAGCUGAACCAAAAGUUGAACCCACGGAAGCGGCUGAGAAGGAUGAAACUCCAGACGGUUCUGUGCCCAGCCAUCAUCCUAAACCUGCUGUUCCACUGGCUGUCAAACCUGCGGGGGACCGCGUGGGACCUGGUGCAAAGGCUGGUCCCAAAGGUCCCGGACAUCAUCCAGUCAGGGCCGCUUCUGUUCCACACCCUCCUGCUGGCAGGCCGUUGCCUCCACACUUGAAUCCUCACGCACAGAGAGCUCUCUCUGUUGCAGGUACAGCUGACACUCAGGCCCAAACUGUGGAAGACUUCAGGAUUCAUAUCAUCACCUGGAAUGUGGGAUCGGCGCAGCCCCCUGAUGACAUCACGUCCUUGUUGGGACUGAACGUGGGUGAUGGAAAUACAGACAUGUACAUCAUCGGGCUUCAGGAGGUGAACUCCAUGAUUAAUAAACGGCUGAAAGACGUCCUCUUCACAGACCAGUGGAGCGAAGUCUGCAUGGAUAGACUCAGCCCUUUCGGAUAUGUGCUGGUGACCUCGCAGCGCAUGCAAGGGUUGUUGCUCCUCGUCUUUGCCAAGUACUUCCAUCUGCCCUUCCUCCGGGGCGUCCAGACUGAGACCACCCGCACUGGCCUUGGGGGUUACUGGGGAAACAAAGGCGGAGUGAGCGCUCGCAUGUCAGUGUUUGGUCACACCAUCUGCUUCCUCAACUGCCACCUGCCGGCGCACAUGGAGAACUCGGAUCAGCGCAUGGAAGACUUUGAGAGCAUCUUGCAGCAGCAGCAGUUUGAGGGCCAGGCUUCCUCCGGAGUCCUGGACCACGAUGUGGUCUUCUGGUUCGGGGAUCUCAACUUCCGCAUCGAUGACCUGGAAAUGCAGGUUGUGAAAUCUGCCAUCGACAACAACAAACUUGUGGCAUUGUGGGAGAAAGAUCAGCUGAACAUGGCGAAGGACAGCGAGACAGUUCUGGAGGGGUUUCAUGAAGGGCCCCUCAAGUUUCCACCGACCUACAAGUUCGAUGUGGGGACAAAUACUUAUGACACAAGUGGGAAGAAGCGUAAACCUGCGUGGACAGACCGGAUCCUGUGGCGUCUGAGGGCCACGGCACCUGCACCCGCAGGGAAACGCAGUUCCGUCUCAGGGCUCACCAGCGGCGCCAAAGUCAUGCAGCAUUACUACAAGAGUCACAUGGAGUACACCGUCAGUGACCACAAACCAGUGUCGUCCAUCUUUACCUUGCAAUUCCCGUACAAGGUGGACGUUCCUCUGGUCACGCUGAUGGUGGAGGACGAGUGGCUGAGCAUCGCCGACGCCAUCGUCAAGUUCAAACUGGCCCCCAACUUUUCUCGCAGCUCCUGGGACUGGAUUGGACUUUUCAAGGUGGGCUUCAGACACCACAAAGACUACGUGGGCUACGUGUGGGCCAAACAGGAGGAGGCCGACUUCCUUCGACAGGAGCAGCAGGUGGCCUUCACUGAGGAGGAGCUGCCCAAAGGCUCAGGAGACUUUAUUUUGGGUUACUAUAGCAACAACAUGAGCACCAUUGUGGGAGUAACAGAGCCAUUUCAGAUCACGCUGCCCACCUCAGGACAGGACAUGAGCUCCUCUGACAGCUCGGACUUCACCUCUGAAGAUGACAGCACAGUGGUCCAGAUGAAGACUGGUUCUCGCAGUCCCAGUCCUCGCCGGAGCAAGCACCACCGCCACCACAGCCACAGCAGCGGCAGCCGCCCGUCCAGCCCAGCGCAGGGCGAGGACGGAGCCGACGGCUCUCCCGAGCCCGCGGCUGGCAGCGAGUCUGCAGGCUGUCCAGCAGAGGGCAGCAACAGGCCGCAGGACGAGGCGCAAGACCCUGCCAAAGAUUCCGGAGAGUGACGUCCUUGCUCGAUUACAAAGGUCACAAUUGUUGUGUCUUUAUUUUGAUACAUGCACUGUGUGUUUUCUAGACAGCGUCCUCGUGCAGCAACGGGCUUAUUCAGACACGGAUUAUAGCCUGCUUUCUUAUUACGUUGGGCACAUUUGGUAUUUCCUAGUAUUUGUUCCUUCUCAGGAGGCACAUCAUGUCUGUCGUCGUACCACGGCAAACAAGACAGUUCAUUUCAUAAUUAUAGUUUGUCGCCACUUGUACUUGGUAAUUGUUAAUGAAGGGUUUUCAAAUAGUAAGCCUUAGGCCAAACAACAGACACGUUAUUUACACGCUUCCUUUUGAAAUUUGUUUUCUGUAAGAAUUUUAAAGCCAUUGUUUUGAGGAUAAGUUGUUUUAACAUUUUCUAAUCAAAGUGUGACAAACUGAUGUAAAAAGGGAGAUAAGAUAAAUAUAUAAAACAUAGCAUUAAUUACAUUAAAAACAGGAAUAGAAGUGUUAUUUAUAAUCAUGACAUGUGGAACACCCGUGAGGUUAAAAUUAUUAUUAUUAUUUAUUUUUUUUACAUCAACAACGUGUGAAAAAAAAAUCAGCCGUACGUCCGUGAAUGUUGCAGCACUCCAUCACGCCCACAGCGAGAGUGAAUAUGAGAAGCCUCUAAAUAGACGGCCACCCGGUGCAGUGGGGUGAGGCGGACUGUGGCUCCGUGCAUGUCAGGUGACACGGCGCGGCCAUCUUGCUGAAGACUGGCUGAUGUCGUGUCGUCCUCUUUUCUAAGGCAGUGAGGAGAGCAGCAGUGACUGACUGGACUUUAUCUUGACUUGAGCGGGUGCUGGCUUGGAUUGAGAGCCGACCUUCAGACAGGCGUGACUUCUCAUGCCUCCCAUCCGAACAAUCAUAGCUGUUGAGAAAUGUGUUUAGUUUCACUCUCUGGGUUUGCGUCCCCCACCACACCUCUUCACCCACAGAUCAGCUGGCGGUGCUGUCUGAGUACUUGUUGUUAUCAUGUGACCUCUGACCCAGUCGAUCGCUGUUAGACUAGCACUGUAGACUGUGAUGUGUAGCUGUCUGACCAGUGUGCAUGUUGGUGCGGCGUGAGUGGCACAGUGUGCUGAGAGACAUACUCUACAUUCCGGGACUGUGAUUCUUGUGCCGUAAAGUGCUGUUUUUGACUCCUCUUUGUCAUUAAUCGCUGUGAAAUAUUUAGGGAGAAGAACAUGUUCAGGGGCAGAACAAAGAGAAAUAUGGCCCUCAAUGUAAGACAGAAUAGCAUAAAACAUUUCACGGUGCAUCUCUGAAUAUUUUUACUUGGCAGUAGAGUAAGUAUAUACUGUUAUUGGUGGAUAGUAGGAAGAUCACGGUUGUCCGUUCCUAGUUAGAUUUCAUCAGUCGGGGUCUGUGACUUUUGUGAAGCUGUCUCCAGAAUGUGAUCGUUUUAUUGUGGUGAAAAUACAAGCGUGUGUAUCUCAAUGAGAAAUAACUUAUGAAAAUAGACAAUCUAUGUCACAAAGUUUAUUUUACUUAAAUUAUCUAUUUAUUUUCGUAUUUAAAUGAGCCUGAAUUCUGCUGGCCAGUGAAGGAUCAAAUGGAUGCAUAAAAUGGGUUUCAGUUCUGUUCUGUGCACUUUUAGGAAUCUCAUUUAAGCCUAGAUUGUUGAGUCUACAAGUGUUUGUAUAACUGUGAAUGAAGUGAAAUAUAGUGAAUUAUUGAGACACGUAGAGAUGGACUAAAGUAUAUAGAGAUAAAAGACGGCUCUAAAUGGAUGACUUGCUCCGUUCUUCAACCCAAUAAAGUAUUGAAACUCUCAAUGACGUUGUCUUUUUCAUGUGAGAUCUCCACUGAAUACACACUUAUACACAUCGUUUAUGAAAGGUUGCAGACACUGUGUUUUGGACAGCACCCAUAAUGCACUGCAUCAGUCAUGAAUCUUCCAAGAAACCGAUGAAAUUCCUGAUUAAAGAUGCCCAGUUUGGAAGAGUUCAAUAAAUGUUAAUCCUGUUUACAGAGCGUGUCCAAAGUCUGGCUCAGGGGCAACCAGGGGAACCAGUGUUCGAUAGCGCUGAAUUAAACAGCUUGGUUUUAUUGGAGACACGAGUGUUUGCCUUUACUGUUUGCAAUGAAAUUUUCAUUAAAUAAUUCCUUGCGUCAAAUAAUCUUCUAAAGACGACUAUCUGGCAGAAUUCCAAUCUAAAUAUGAGAAAACAGCCAGCAGUUCAACAGAGGUGUUCCUUUGCGAAUGUCUCCUCAGAUGUCGUGUUUGU
Molecule: messenger RNA, 5677 nt
Organism: Synchiropus splendidus (mandarinfish)
Lineage: Eukaryota; Metazoa; Chordata; Actinopteri; Syngnathiformes; Callionymidae
Gene: inpp5jb
Product: inositol polyphosphate-5-phosphatase Jb
Exons: 13
Coding region: 1238-3427 (729 amino acids)
Biological process (GO): phosphatidylinositol dephosphorylation; negative regulation of peptidyl-serine phosphorylation
Cellular component (GO): cytoplasm; plasma membrane; ruffle
Molecular function (GO): phosphatidylinositol-4,5-bisphosphate 5-phosphatase activity; phosphatidylinositol-3,4,5-trisphosphate 5-phosphatase activity
Source: RefSeq, a predicted model, not a curated record